AUGACCACCCAGGAGCUAGAUCACCACCACCACCUCGGUGGAUCUCAAACACCCCACGAUAUAUCCAAUUCAACUAACUCAACCCCAACUAACGUAUCAUCGAAAUCUGCCUUCAUAGAACUUCAGCAACACGGCUAUGGCUUCAAAGGGGGUUAUCAACACCCCCACCAUUUCGGCAGCCCGGGUGGUCAACAGAAUCCCCAUGAAGCGUCAGGUUUCCCAAGCCCUAGAUCCUUAGGUUAUCCAUUCCCUCCCAUGCAUCAGAACACCUAUGGCUAUCAUUUAGGAUCCUACGCCCCCCAAUGUGCAAGCCCUCCGAAAGAUGAGAAAUGCGGCCUCUCCGACGAUCCCGGGUUACGUGUGAACGGAAAAGGAAAGAAGAUGAGGAAGCCUCGCACGAUAUACUCCAGCUUGCAGCUACAACAGCUCAAUAGAAGGUUCCAGAGGACUCAGUACCUCGCGCUGCCGGAAAGAGCUGAACUAGCAGCUAGUUUAGGACUCACACAGACUCAGGUGAAGAUCUGGUUGGGGCUCCGCCCCCGGGACUUGGGAUGCCCGGGAGCCCCCCGAAUAACAACCAGAUAUUACAUGGUAUGUGGUGGAAGUUCCAGCGGGUCCCAACAUUCUCCAUCAGCUUAUCAAAGCGGACCCACGCAAGCACAUUCUCCCACUCCCAGUUCUACCCCAGUAUCUGAAUUAUCCCCGGGACUAUCUCCCACGGGAACUCCCUGGGAUGUGAAGCAACCACCACAACCUACAUGGGACGUAAAGGUUGGAUAUCCUAACGCCGGCCGUUCUCCCGACGGCUCCUGUGAUGUGAAGCCUCCUCAUCAGCAGUCGUGGGACCCUAGGGUCGGAUAUGGCGCGCCUCCUGGCUGGGAUAUGAAGGGUGGACACACACACGCCCUCCAGCCGCCACAGCAUCCCCCGUACGUGCCGCAGUACAGUUGGUACCAACCAGAUAACCCUGGAUUACUCACUGAGAACGGCCUAGCUCUUUUCCAUCGUAUGGGUUUAAGGAGUCAAUUUUUGGGGAACGAACAAAAUAAUUACGACAGCUGA
Messenger RNA from Danaus chrysippus (African queen), 1062 nucleotides. The record is from the annotation of a GenBank genome assembly. Lineage: Eukaryota; Metazoa; Arthropoda; Insecta; Lepidoptera; Nymphalidae.